Messenger RNA from Symbiodinium necroappetens, 264 nucleotides. Lineage: Eukaryota; Dinophyceae; Suessiales; Symbiodiniaceae. The record is from the annotation of a GenBank genome assembly.
GAGUCUGCGACUGGCUUCAAGUCGCAGGCAUUCCAGCCGCGCGGCAUCAAGCAGAGCACCGCGUUGAUGGGCUCGAAGGACACACUCUGCAAGGUGGUCAUGUUGAACAUAGGGUUGGAAGACAUGCUCACACACUUCACCGUAGCGGUUGGCUUCAAGAAGACGCUGGCUUUCCAGCCGCGUUUGGAGGACGCGCUCGCGCCCUUCACCAUGGAGGAGUCUGUGGCUGGCAUCAAGCAGAGCACGGGAGGGCUCGACAAGUGA